Messenger RNA from Lodderomyces orthopsilosis Co 90-125, 789 nucleotides. RefSeq names its product acetate uptake transporter family protein. NCBI's taxonomy places the organism in Eukaryota, Fungi, Ascomycota, Pichiomycetes, Serinales, Debaryomycetaceae. The transcript has a single exon. Gene Ontology annotation, cellular component: plasma membrane. Bases 1 to 789 code for a protein of 262 amino acids. The record is from RefSeq and is a predicted model, not a curated record. Gene Ontology annotation, molecular function: acetate transmembrane transporter activity.
AUGUCCUCAGCGUCAGAUCACAGUACUUUUAAAAACAGUUCCGAGGACAGGGAAUCACCAAAAGUUUCAAAAGUCCAAAUUUGUGGUGAGGGUGGAGAAUAUGUCAUCAUCGGAAACAACAAAUAUUACCGUCAUGAACUAAUGUCUGCUUUUAGUGAUGUUUCAAGAUCAGCACCAAUUAUCGGAAGAUAUCCCAGACGAAAGAUCACUCCCGCCCCCAUCGGUUUAUGUGGUUUUGGAAUGACGGCUUUUACACUGGGAAUAUACACCUCACAAGCAAUGGGUAUCCAAAUCCCAAAUGUCGUUAUAGGAUCAGCCUGUUUCUUUGGCGGAAUGACACAGUUCCUUUGUGGCUUCUUUGAAUUCUUUACUGGAGACACAUUUGGUUUCACAGCCUUGAGUUCUUAUGGGGCGUUUUGGAUGAGCUACGGUGCUAUUUUUGUUGAAGGGUUUGGAAUUGCUAAGGCUUACGAAGGAACAAACGAGUUCAACGACGCCAUGGGACUAAUGUUAGUGGCUUGGGCAAUAUUUACUUUCAUGAUGGUAAUUCCUACGCUCAAGUCAACUGUUCCAGGCUUUUUGUUGUUCUUUUUCUUGUUCCUUACAUAUGCAUUUCUUGGUGCAGGAGCUUUAAGUGGAAAAAUUGGUGUUACUCGGACUGGAGGUGUAGUUGCUAUGAUUACCGCGAUUACAGCAUGGUAUAAUGCUUAUGAGGCUGUGGCAAACAGAUCGACAUCUUAUUUUGUUCCUCCUUCAUUGCCAAUGCCAAAAUUUACUAAAGGGGAAUAG